AAGUCCAUAUAUCUUGGGAAAAAAAUGUAUUUUAUGGAUGUCAUUGCCGCCAUCAAUCUAUAGUCUUCGAUUCGAGUUGCUAUAUAUCAUAUGCAAACUGAUUCGAUAUAAAUUGAUUAUAUGAAAUUAAAACAAUGAUAAAUUUUACCGAACAAAUCAUCUUUGAAUUUCACAUCAAAGAUGUUCACUGCCGCGAUGUUAUCCAUAUUAAUGAUUCUAAAAAACGUUGUGAAUUUGUUCAGACAACCGAAUCCUGUGCAUAUGAUGGCAUUUUAUUCAGCUUUAUUGAAAUGGCUUAUUGUCGUUUGGAUGAUUCACUAAUAUUGAAUUCAAUAAUUUUAUUCGGCAUUUUAUUCAUUUUAUUUAUCACUAUUAGUUUGGUUGCUGAUAAUUUCCUUUGUCCAUCAUUAUUAACCAUAUCAAAUACAUUAAAACUUCCGAAUAAUAUUGCUGGUGUUACAUUGUUAGCAUUUGGUAAUGGAGCACCGGAUAUAUUUGCAUCGAUAGGUGGUAUUAGUCAUGCGAAACCACAUUUAAUUUUUGCCAGUCUAUUUGGUGCUGGUACAUUUGUCACAACUAUUGUUAUCGGUUGUAUCAUAUUGAGUGGUGAAUUUACAAUGAAUAAACGACCAUUAGUUCGUGAUAUUAUAUUCUAUAUUGGUGCUACGUUUCUGACAUGGGUAUUUAUUUAUGGAAGAACAUUUAAAAUUGGAAAUUCUAUCGCUUUGAUUUGCUAUUAUCUUGUCUACAUAUUGACCAUUUUUGCAUGUCGUUAUAUUUAUUUACAAAUUCGACAAACAAAACGACAACGACGACAACAACAACUACAACAACAAACACUUUUGGAUAGUGAAUUACCAUUAACGGAAAUUCGUGUGUCAAUAAGCAGUAAUGUUGAUAAUCAUCAAAUUUCAUCCACAACUUCAUUUAUAAUGAAUUUAAAUAGAAAAAAUUCACUUUCAUCAUCAAAUUCAAAUUUAAAUCAAGAUGAUUUAUCGGAAGAUGAAAUAAUUUUGCCCAGAUUCUUUCGUAAUGGAAGUAUAAUGCGUAGUACAAAUAGUCGUAGAAAAUCUGAAUCAAAACAUUUUGCACAUCAUCAUUGGUCGAAUACAAUUUAUAGUGUUUCCAAAGCAUUAGAAACAGAUGAAGAUGAUUUUGAUUCACAAACCUAUUUGAAUCAAAACGAACGUGAAGAUUAUAAUGAUAAUUCGACAAAAUAUUUAGCACAAUUUAGUAUAAAUGAAAUGAUGAGCGAAACAAAGAAUUUUCUUCUUCAUAUUUGUCCUAUUGAUAUGUUAGAAUGGAAAGAAUAUCCAUUUUAUAAAAAACUUUUAGAAUUAAUCAAAGCUGGACCAUAUUUUCUUCUUAUUCUUUGCAUACCGGUAGUAGAUCUGGAAUCUGUCAAUGAUAAUUGGUGUCGUUUAUUGUACUGUAUAAACAUUGUGAUUGCACCGCAAAUUGUUAUUUUUCUUAAACAAGUUGAAUAUGAUAUCAACGAUCAAUUUCCUUUAUGGGCAUUAUUACUUAUCAUAUCAUUCGUAUUGAUUAUAUUAUUAUUUUUAACUACGGAUAAAAAUCGAUCACCAUUUUAUCAUCGUAUAUUUGCAUUAAUCGGUUUUAUUGUUUCGAUUAUAUUUAUUCAAACGAUUGCAAAUGAAAUUAUAAACAUUUUGAAAACAUUUGCCUUAUUAUUUAAUUUAUCUGAUUCGAUUCUUGGCCUUACGAUAUUGGCAUGGGGUAACAGUUGUGGAGAUUUAAUAUCAAAUCUAUCAAUGGCACGCCAUGGUUAUCAUAGUAUGGCUAUUGCAGCUUGUUUUGGUGGACCAUUAUUUAAUCUUUUGAUUGGUUUAGGCAUUCCAUAUCUAAUGUUAUUUAUUAAGAAUGAUAAUUUUUCUAAUACAAUUAAUAUUCAUUAUAAUCAUAUGAUAACCUUACCAUAUGCAACAUUAACAGCAAGUUUGGCCAUAUCAUUAUUGAUAUUUGUGUUGGGAAAUUUUCGUUCACAUCGUUUACAUGGUUAUAUAUUGAUUACGAUCUAUAUGAUCUAUAUAAUUUUGGCAUUUUUAAUGGAAUUUCAUGUUAUUUAAACAAACAUCUAAUCAUUUUUAUAAAUUCAUUUGUAAUAUAAUUAU
This is a messenger RNA of Dermatophagoides pteronyssinus (European house dust mite), 2132 nucleotides long. RefSeq names its product mitochondrial sodium/calcium exchanger protein-like. Gene Ontology annotation, cellular component: membrane. Gene Ontology annotation, biological process: intracellular calcium ion homeostasis; monoatomic cation transport; transmembrane transport. The record is from RefSeq and is a predicted model, not a curated record. NCBI's taxonomy places the organism in Eukaryota, Metazoa, Arthropoda, Arachnida, Sarcoptiformes, Pyroglyphidae. Gene Ontology annotation, molecular function: calcium:sodium antiporter activity.